UUAACCUUACCAAGCUAACUAUAGUGCUGCUCCACCGUAACAGUUAGAGUUCCCCUUCCGUGGUUUAUUAGAAGCAGCUCUUUUCUUUUUCUAAAGCUGAUUUGAACAGCCUAUUAAUUUGAACGCUGUUCUCAAUUCCCUACCGUCAAAUAAAUAAAAACAACUGACAAAAACGCAAAAAUUACCAUUUGCAGAUACCCUCUUUUUUGCAUUAUAUUGAAAAAAAUCAUUUCAUACCUGGGCCUGCAUAAAUCGAAAAAAAAUGUCUAAUAAAACACCACUCUUAAAUUUCCCCAAAUUACGUUGACUUAUUGCUUAUUUGCUUGCUUAAGCGACAAAUAAACAAACAAAAAAAUGAACCCCCGUACUUUAUUUAUAUUUCCGUUGAUUGUAUUUUGCUAUUGGUGGUUGAUUUUCCUCUGUUUGAUGUUCAAACCCACGUCUCUUAAAGUUUCCUGAAGUCAUUUCUUAUUUUAAAAAGAAUUUGUUGGUAUAACAUUUAAAAAGCUCCUGUUUAUGUUGUUUGUUUUCUUUUUCUUUGGAUAAUUCUUCCUUAUUUGAUUUUCAGUUCCCGGACUACUAACGCUGCUGUUUAAUUUGGCCCGUAAAUUGUCAUUGAGCAUUCUAUGCGGGUGUCUCAGGUGUUGCAGCUUCGAUGAUUUCCCAGAACGGCAAGCCACCCUUUGUCAGCCAAACGAGCACUGAGUCAAUUCUACCGCCGAGUCCUCCAGCUGACAUUCGGAAGAAAUUUCACCGAACCAUCUUCGACUUCUGCUUAAACCUCUUUCUUUUCAUUCCUAGUUUUUUUCUUUACUUCGUAAUUUUCCCGCCUUUUUAUGCGACCAGGUCUAUAUUCAAUCUUUUUGCCAUGUUUGUCAUACGAGGCGAGUUUUGCGUCCCAACUUUUUUCACGCCGACUGAAAUGUUUUUCUACAAAAUGCAACCUACCACUAAUGUCUGUACAUUAACUUUCUCCAAGAGCAUGACGAAAGCGAAACUUUGUCGCAUGCUUCGAAAACGAAUUUUUAACAACACUUACCCUCGAUUUGCGUUUUUAUUCACGCGCUUUCACCAAGUUGUUCGACACUCUUGUUACAACUAUUAUUGGUGCGAAUUUCUAGAGUUUGACGUUGAGAACCACGUCCACUUAGCCGAAGGAAUCCAUUCUGAAAACGAUUUUUCUCAAUUUAUACUUGAUAAAUAUUCAUAUCAAUUAGAUGCCAAAUUUCCUUUGUGGAAAAUUUACGUGAUCGAAAACUUCGGCGACCAGUUGGAAACGAUUGCAGUUUGUUUGGUUCACUCGGUUCUAGCCGACGGCGUGACUUUUGUAUCGAUGCUAGAAGAUUUCAUGUGCGACCCUCCCCCUAAGAAAAUGUCUUCUGAGAAGUCGUUCGCCUACCGAUCCUUCAUAAACAACGCUGUUAUUUCAAUCUUCACCGCUCCUGCAGAUAUUUUGAACAUGUGUCGAAGAAAAAAUUGCAAAAAAGAAGUAAAAAAAUUAUUCAGUCACGAUUUUGAGCCAACUGAAACUCAUGAAACAAUAGAAAAUAUUGCCACAGAGAACUAUAAUUCAGCAACUAAUGGCAACUUAAGCGCUCAAGCUUUGAAUUGUGAUGCAAAACAGUUUGACCAGGUAGUUUUUGCCGAACCAGUUCCGUUGAUUGCUGUCCAAAAACUUCGCCUUGUUUCAAAAGCGACGGUCAAUGACAUCUAUCUGUCGUGUAUUACAGGUGCUUUGAAAAACCAGUUAGGUGAAUCAAAUUUACCCGAAAUUAGGUGUUUAGUUCCCAUCAACAUCCGGAACCCUAAUUCGGACCCCACUGUGGAGCAAAACAUCACCUUUAUGAGUUCAAAACUACCCCUUCAGAAAGAGGGUAUGAUUCCUAGUCUUUGGGAAACAAAAACAUCUACGCAAGAGGCUAAAUUCAGCAGUGAAAUGUCAAUUUUUGCUGCUGUGUUACAAAUUUUCUGGUGCUUGUUACCAUUUAGCUUUAUCUCCAGUCUUUGUCAUCAUAUUUACUCCAAAAACUUCUGCCAUCUUUCGUCAUUAUCAAUGUCGCCCCUGUACUUAAGCAUAGAAGGCUCAGUUAUAAAAAGUGUGCGUUUUUUCAUGGCUCCAUUUGGGGACAUCAGUUUGGGCUUCAACCUACUGAGUUAUGCCGAUAAUCUGUAUCUUACCAUCACCACACGCAACGAUGUGCCACUCAAUUGCAAUAAGCUUUGUGCCGACAUUAAUUCUCAGAUUUAUCAACUGAGAGAUUUGGUUCAGAACAGAAAUGUUCCUCCGAAUGCUUACAAGAAAAUUCAGCAACUCAUCAAAGAGAAGAGUGAAAUAGCAGCAGAGAUGGCCCACUACCGUCGGCUAGCUGACCAUUCGGCCACUUCAAACGAGCAGGGCGGCAGUAGUGGACUCCUGGCCGGAAGUGCUACAACAGCCAUAAACCUCGAAAUAUAGCCAAGUAGCCGAGAGCGGAGAAAGAAGAAAGCUCAAAACUGAAAGUUCAAAACAGUGAAAGCUCAAAACAGUUUAACUAAUUCUUAGUUUGAAGUUAAUCAAGAGCCCAGUGUUGAUUCUGAUUUCGGCGGCACUUCAAAGCAGUUGUUUCUCGCAAGUUCCAUAUGUUGCUGGCAUUAUUUCACAAUGGUUAACUAACAGUACUCCAAGCUCCUAAGCCAAAGGGUCCUUGAAAAAAUUCUC
This is a messenger RNA of Symsagittifera roscoffensis, 2698 nucleotides long. RefSeq lists its product as uncharacterized. Gene Ontology annotation, cellular component: plasma membrane. Gene Ontology annotation, biological process: triglyceride biosynthetic process. The transcript is spliced from 4 exons. The record is from RefSeq and is a predicted model, not a curated record. Bases 656 to 2455 code for a protein of 599 amino acids. Gene Ontology annotation, molecular function: diacylglycerol O-acyltransferase activity. Lineage: Eukaryota; Metazoa; Xenacoelomorpha; Acoela; Convolutidae.